AUGGCUCGCAAACGCAAAGAUGCAACAGAACCCAAAAUCAAACUAGCCCACCCAGAUCGCUCCGGGCCGGCCCCGUCCGAAAAGACCUUGCUCAAAUGGGCCGAAGAGCGAAACCUCUUCGAAGAGGCCAAACGCCGCGAAACCGCAACAGCUGCCCGAACCCAGAAGAAGAAUAAGGGUACCUCCGAUGCGGCGAGCCAAUCAAGUCGGGACGAAGACGACGAGAACGUCUUGACGCCGGGUCAGGAGCGCGUCGCGGAGAGUCUUCUGUGGACUGCGACCCUUGCUAUAUUACAUUUUACUCUUGAUGUCUUGGUGUAUCAACAGUUUGCCCAGGAGAUACGAUGGGAUCGCAUCGCCACCCGGACGGCGCAAGCAUUCGUCGUCUUCCUCGUCCUAUUCUACACACUCCAUCCUCACUAUUCGAAUCCAAACUUCGUCCCCGGCCUGCCAACCCGUUUUCAAAGCCCCGUCCGCCAAGCUAUAUUUUUCGUCGGCAGCGUUGCGGGGGGCUGCUACCUCAUAUACCUCACAAACUCCAAGGGCUAUCUGGCGGUGCAGAAGAAGGCCCCCCCGGUGGCUUGCAUAUGGCUCUGGUCCGUCAUCGAGCUGAAUUUGGGGCUGGCUGUCGCCAGCGUGGCAUGUGUAGCGGCGUUCCUAUGGUACGGUGAUUACGAUAUCAAAUAG
Scedosporium apiospermum is the source of this 687-nucleotide messenger RNA. RefSeq lists its product as uncharacterized. The record is from RefSeq and is a predicted model, not a curated record. The transcript has 2 exons. Lineage: Eukaryota; Fungi; Ascomycota; Sordariomycetes; Microascales; Microascaceae. Bases 1 to 687 code for a protein of 228 amino acids.